This is a messenger RNA of Colletotrichum costaricense, 891 nucleotides long. Its product is annotated as retinol dehydrogenase 8. Lineage: Eukaryota; Fungi; Ascomycota; Sordariomycetes; Glomerellales; Glomerellaceae. The record is from RefSeq and is a predicted model, not a curated record. Gene Ontology annotation, molecular function: oxidoreductase activity. Bases 1 to 891 code for a protein of 296 amino acids. The transcript is spliced from 2 exons.
AUGUCUCAUCCGUUUGUUGUCCCAGACAGGCCUCUAACAUGGCUCAUCACCGGCUGCUCAUCCGGGUUUGGACUAGCUCUCACAAGACUGGCGCAGAAACAAGGGCACACGGUGAUCGCCACCUCGCGCAACCCCCAAAAGACGCCGGACCUAGUGCGUGAAGUCCAGGAUGGAGGGGGCCGCUGGCUUCCGCUCGACGUUGACGACCUGAACUCGGGAGACCUCAUCACGGACCUCGAGAAAGCUGGUACUUUGAUAGAUGUGCUAGUCAAUAAUGCUGGAUGGUCCAUCCAUGGCCCGGCAGAAGGUUUCACGGAAGAAGAGACGAGGGCGCAGAUGGAUACCGUAUUCUUCGGGCCCUACCGGUUGAUGAGGGCGGUCGCCCCCCUUAUGCGAGAGAGAGGCAGCGGUGUCAUCGUCAAUAUCAGCUCUGGGGCUGGGUUGGAGGGGAGAGAAUCAAUGGGCAUUUAUGCGGCUGCGAAAGCCGCGAUGGAUGGUGUUAGCAAAGUCCUCGCAAAAGAAAUGGCUCCGUUCGGUGUCCGCGUCUUGACGGUUGCGCUCGGUUCGUUCGACACGAAUAUGGGGCCGACGGUCAGGUUAGCGAGCAAGCCUACGCCUUCGGACUACGACGGCAGUGCUCUAGAUGCAGUCUUUAAGAUCAUGGCUGCAUCGGCAACAGAAGGCUUUCCUGCCGAUGGGGAUCACGUGAAGGCAGCCAAGGUGAUAUAUGAAGUCAUUACCGGCACAGGAGUAGGUGAGGGCAAGGAGGGUGAGAGGAUGUUGCCUUUGGGAAGGGAUAUGGCGAAGAGAGUCGAUGAUGUCGUUGGAGGGUGGCAGAGAACCAUGGGCGUAUUCGGAGAUGUAUGCAACAACGUGUACUUGAAAAAGUAA